CUGGCUCUAAAAGCCUAGCAGGAACGCCACGAGCAGGACUGUCUCUCCUGCGUAAGCAUCUCACAGGACCACUUGCUCGUGCUCGCCGUGUUCCCUGGCCAUGGUCACAGCCGAUGAACGUCUCAGGAUCCCUCACCCAGCCGCCCGAGGGACACGUCUUUCUCUGGCUGGUGUGAUGGAUGCUUCUGUUUAAGGACAUUUUAUUUUCCAAAAGGCCACAAACGCUGAUUCCAGAAACCUGCUAAGGCUGUGAUACUUCAUUAGAGCUCUCCACAAGGGGGCAGCGUGAGACCGAGCACCACUCCCAUCCCAUCACGACCUCGAGCAGUCUGCUCUGUCAGGAUCACGCCGCUGAAGACCAUGAAAGUCUCUCCUGACCUGAUUCCUGCUGCAGAUCUGGACCCCAGCAGAGUGUGCAAGGGGAAAGGAGUGGUGACCCUGAGGGCCACUCUCAUCCACAUAGAUGACGAGGGCCGCAUCAGCUCGGAGCCAAACGUCGUCACAACGCCAAGUGGCUGGACAGGCCUUAUUAAUGGAGACAGCUCUAAAGCAGGACUGGCGGAGGGAGGCAGCAACAUCAGAAGUGAUUUAGCUCCUGUAAACAACCCUCGGUGCCAGGCCAUUUCCCCAGAGAGCCUAAAAGAGAAUCAAGCUCCAUCCUCCGCCGACGCUCCCAGCUGUAUCGCAUCGACCUCCGGCUCUGUUUAUCCGUGCACCAGCACGGCUAACCCCACAAUAGUCCUGCUGCAGCACAACAGAGAGCAGCAAAAGCAUCUUAAUCAUUUCAAAGACCCGACCCCAGAGAGGGACAAAAGCCCGGAUCCUGGCAGAGACUCUGCGGUCACUGACAUGGACUGGAAGAGGCUGCGGUUGUCCCUGCACUCGCCCGUCCUCGGUCCUCUCAACAAGCCCAUUGUCCCCGUGCGGAACACUGAAAAGUCCAAAGACUGGUACAAGACAAUGUUCAAACAGAUACACAGAAUACCCGAGCCUAUUGAGGAAAACCCUUACCGCCCCACCUACAUUUUCCCCGACAACUCUGACAUUCAGAUGAGAUCCAAAGAUGACUGUCCCACUCCCUUAGGUUACUUGGAAGAUGUGAGAGCCGUCCCGCGCUCCAAAAGCGACGCCGAGGUCGGUUCGAGAGGCCGGUCGAUGCCCGUGCCAACGCGCUCCUCGUCCCUCAGACCCUCCGCCAAAAGGAACGAGUGGGAGCCCCCGGAUAAAAAGGUGGACACCAGGAAGUACCGCGCCGAGCCCAAGAGCAUCUUUGAGUACGAGCCGGGAAAAUCGUCGGUGCUGAAGCUGGAGAGAACGACUCAGGAUGUAAAUCCAGAAGAUGUAGGUAUAGAGAAUGAGCCAUGGUAUAGAUUCUUUUCAGAGAUGGAGUUUGACAAAGCGAGUGCCCCCUCUUUCAGCCCCCUGGAAACAGCCUCCGACCUGCAGCAGUACUCCUCGAGCAAGUCUGGACACAGCGAGGUGGAGAAGGACGGGGGAUCGUCCACGGGUGAGCCUGGGGCUCCAGAGUGCGACCGCCAUGUUUACAAGAGCGUCCUGGAGGGCGGCGACAUUCCCUUACAAGGUCUACGGGCCCUAAACAAGCGCCAAGGCGGCUCCUCCUCAUCCAAAGUGGAUUAUAAAGGUGGGAAUGGCUAUAUAAUUUCACCCUGCUCCUCUGUAAAUAGUCGAUCGGUUCUUGCCAGUAAUGCAAUAGGUAACCAGUGUAAGAAUAUGAAGCCUCUUUCUGCUGCCAAAGCCCGAAUACCCCAAAUCCUGCCCUCUAAGUUCAAACCCAUGCUGCUGCCGCCCAGUGGUGACAGUCAGGAGAGCAGGACCAAAGCUGCCAGGCACCCCAAGGCCCACAGCUGUGAGGAUCUGUACACGGGGCCAUGUGACCCGGACUUUGCCGGAGCCGAGGAAAGGGAGACUGGCCGACAUUCGGACUGUAGAUCCGAGUGUGCGGACGGCCUCAGGAACGUCUCCCCCGUGAUCAGAAGGAGCCCAUCGGAGUUCUCCAGCCUGUACAGGACCAUGCAUCAAAUCCAGCGGCCCAGCUCGGCCGGCUGCAGCCCCAACGGCAGCGUCCGCAGCCUGGCCUCCCUCUUUGAGAGGUCACAGGCCGACGGGGGCGAAAGGUCAGAGGUGGACAACGGGGGCGACAUUCCACGAGAUGCCGUGUUGUCGCGGGUCAGCGAGUUUGAAAUGAUCAUCCAGCGGACCAGCCCGGCGCCCAGCCGCUGCUCCUCCCUGCCCACCCUGCACUGCAGCCACAGCCCCGCCCACCUCCGCAUGGCGGCCGCCGUGUCAGUGGAGUCACUCGCCGUCACCGACGCCUCGCGGAGGGAUGCCCGGUUCCCGGCGGGGGCCGAGGGCAGGAGCUGUGGGGAGGAGGCCCCGUCACCGGCCGCGGAGGAGGCCACGCCCCCCUCAGAGGACGGACACGAUGUCCUGACUGACUCCUCCUCUAACACCGAGGCAGAGGUGGAGCUGAUCUUCAGCGAGAGUUCCACAGGACAGAACCACCAAAAUGUGGGUGGACCAAACAGUCCCUCUGGCCUGCUUCCAGCAUCGCCUCCGCAACACAACCAUGUCCACCACCACCACCUCCUGCACCACCUGAACCACCAACUCCUCAAACCAGGCAAAUGCAAAGGCUCCUGCCCGGCGUCUUACACCCGCUUCACCACCAUCCUGAGGCACGAGAGGCAGCAGGCCUCGACUCAACAGGAGAGGCCGGCGCCUCUGGAGAAGAAGACCACGCUCCCCGGGAACCUCUUUCUAAUGGGCCCGGCUCCCUUCAGGUUGCGGAAAAACCAGCAGUCCCACCAGAGCCGGAGGAGCCUGCAGGCCACUAAGGCGAUGGCGGGCGUCCAGAGGCCCGGCACUUUGUCUCCCGAGCCCAGACCUCUGAUCCCGCAGCGCCUGUCCUCUCUGGAGGUCCUGGAGAGGCUGAGCAACGGCGAGGAAAGCCACACUGACCACCUGAGUAACGGGCAGGGCCUGGACGCCAACGGGAACCUACUGCAGCUGCUGGCAGCUCACCGCAGAGACCCGUCUCCAGUUCUGGGGGAGAGCCCGGAUGAGGUGUUGCGAAGGCGUCAUGGGGACAAAGAGAAAAUGUUGGAGGAGCAGCGGCGGCUGAAGCGGGAACAGGAAGAGGCCGACACGGCGUCCCGGCGACACACGGGCAUCGUCCCGACCCGCCACCAGUUCAUCACCAACGAGCGCUUCGGAGACCUGCUCAACAUCACAGAUAACACAGAGAAGAGGAAAUCAGGCGUGGAGAGAACUCCAGCCAUGGCUCGCUUUGACUUCAGAGCCGAAACUCUGAAGGAGCUGCCGUUUCAGAAGGGAGACAUUGUCUACAUAAUUCGACAGGUGGAUCAGAACUGGUAUGAAGGGGAACAUCAUGGAAGAGUUGGCAUUUUCCCUCAAAGUUACGUCGAGCUCCUUCCCACCACAGAGAAGGCGCAGCCAAAGAAAAGUGCCCCGGUGCAGGUACUGGAAUACGGAGAGGCCGUCGCCCGCUUCAACUUCAACGGCGACACGGUGGUGGAGAUGUCCUUCAGAAAGGGGGAGAGGAUCACGCUUAUUCGGAGAGUCGAUGAAAACUGGUACGAGGGCAAAAUCUCCGGCACCAACCGCCAAGGCAUCUUCCCCGUCACCUACGUAGAAGUGAACCGGCGGCCCCGCGUCAAAAACGGGGUUGAGUACCUGGACCCCCCGGUCAGCCAGUCGCCACAGCGCAGCACCAACGCCUCCCCUCAGCUAUAUCGUAACCGUCUGACCACCUCCCCGCUGCCCCUCCCGCGCUCCCCCCGUCGCUCCGUCUCCCCCAAAGUCCACGCCAUCUCCUCCGAGUGGAUCUCCCUGACCGUGGGAGGAGGGAGCCCUCCGACCGCCCCCACCCCUCCCCUGCCGCCGCUGCCCUCCGUGUCCUACCGCUGCGGCGAGUACCUGCCCCCGCCCUACUCUGCCAGCCCAGUGCCCCCCGUCACCGGCAGCCCGUACUUCAUCUCCCCCAUGGCUUCCCCGUCCGCCUCGCCUCUCCCCCCGCCUUACCCGCCAAGGCCCACCUCAACCACCCCCUUCCUCACGUUCACCCCACCGCAGGGCGGGGACUUCCUGCUCCGCCCCCUCUCCCCACGCCUGUCACGCAGCGUGAGCCCCUGUGGAGGGCCGGUGCUGGAGGGCUGGUUGAGGGGGGAGAAGGAGUUGACAGAGGGGGAAAUCGCAGAGGGGGACGGGGGCCACGGAGCCCCGGGAGGCAGGCGAAAUAGCCCCGCAGAGUUUGUGAAGAACGAGGCUGACCAUCACGGACGGAGCUCCCAGAGCCCCGUGAUGCUGUUUGACAUCCAAGAUAACAACAACGUGAACUCCUUCACGGAGGCAGUGUGUAAUGAGAUCUUGAAUAUAGCUGAGACCUCGGUGAGGUACUGCAGCACCCUGUCCCACCUCCCUCGUGACUCUGCCCAUAGAAUGCACCCCCAGCCCAGUAAACACUCUCUCAUCAUUUCCCAGCAACCCCAGUCCCACAGCAGCAGCCCGGAGCCGAACCGUCUCAACUGUGGAAUUUUCCAGGCGCUUUACAGUUACGCGCCGCAGAACGAAGACGAGCUGGAGCUGCAGGAGGGCGAUCUCGUCAGCGUCAUGGAGAAGUGCGAUGACGGCUGGUUUGUCGGAACCUCAAAGAGGACAAAACUGUUCGGGACGUUUCCUGGGAAUUACGUGAAGGAGGCAAAACUGUAACGAUGUCUAAUCUGGCUGUAACACAUGGUCGCCUGUCAAGCUUGGGAAGUCACUACUAUCUCGCAUGGCUGUUGGGUAGCGUAGUCAUUUUGUCUGGGAACGUGUUCGGUUGGUCCUGAGGUAUGUCAAACUGCACGAGGGAGAAGAGUACGGAGACCGCUCACUGGCCGAACCUCAGCACGGUGAACACCGUGACAACGCUUCACACACUCUUCUUGACAGAAUCCCGUCUGUCUCCACGUGUGGAAUUUCUCCGUGACAACCUCACUCAAAGUAGCGUCUAUUGUGCAGAUGAUAGCUUCCAUCCUGUCCAUGUCAUCUAGAGUACAUACGUGUUUACGUAGCACCUCAGUGCGGAGGCCGGCAGCAGAGCGCCGUGCGGGUUGAAGAGUGGAUCUUUUUUUACCUGAACGAGAUGUGUGGUGUUCGGCGCGAGCUACCUUGCAGGACCAGAGGGGUUCAUCAUGAUUAGCGAAGUAGGAGGCCGACCAAGAGAAAACCUUCAGUGUUAGCAGACGUUUAAUUGAAUGUGGCCGUCCGUUCCUUCCGCUUAGGUUGUGUAUGCGCACAUCCUCUAUUUAGCUGUAUUUUUGUGCCUCGUUCAGUAGCUCGCGCUAGAUGCCGUGCAGAUCUCACAUAACAAGAUAAUGAUAAUAGAUUAAUCACCAAAAAAAGGAUAUUUCAUGUUUAAAGCGAAGCCAACACGUCUCAGAAUAUAAUCAUUUUAAUAGCAUAUUGAGAUUUUAACCUUGACCCUGUUGACAAGAUUGUAUGUUUUUCCGCCGUGUAAAUGUGUACAGAAAACUUUUAAGAGGCCUCUCAAAUAUGGCUCCAUAUUUUCAUAUGUAAUGUAGACAAUUUGGGUUAUACGCUUCGUGAAAUGACAGAAGUGAGCACAACGUGCACAGUGUUUGACAGAUCAAAUCGGAGCGCGAAACACGACCGGCCAUCGCCUCAACAUUUCGCCGCCUUCAGCUUAAAGCAUUAGUAGCGAUGACAGUCGGCUCUUUGAGCCUUAAUCGCUCCCUACGGAAGAUCGCUUUGAAUUCCUUGGGCUAUCAAAGCGAUCCGAGCCCUCGCACCGAGCUGCGUCAGAUCCUGUAACAGACGCCACGUGUCAGAGACGAUCGCUGUUGUUUGUUCUGUGCAUCUUCAUCAGAUUCCUCAUUGUCAUCAACCGCCGGUCUGUGCUCAUGAAUCCUUUGCAGGUCUUAGCACUGAGCAGCUCUCGCUGCGUGUUACGACCUGCUCCGACCGGCCGUGUGCAGGGAAAUCGCUGCGGAGGUAUUUGAUUUGGUUUUGUUUAUUCCAGGUGCACUAGUGUGACUAUCUGCCGGAUCCUUUGCCCCAAUCCACACAUUUCUAAUCAAAUGAGUACACAGAAUCGGGAACAUGACCUGAAGUAUUAAAAGGAAGAACAGUGGCUCGGUGAUGAUAAACAUUUGGAACACGGUUUGAAGCUGUAAGUGGCUGCCACAGAAGUAAUGUAUGAAGUUUAUUAACAUUUGCACUCAUACAACAAAAGUCAGUAGCAAUCAGUGUUUCGUCCUUUUUCUGACUUUCGCUUGUUGAGACAAAAUCAGGAGUAACUUUCUCACCGCCGUCAUUUUUGCCAACAAAUCUGAUACGGAAUGUUUUCUCAAGAUAGCACGGCACACUAUGGGUUUGCCUGUGAAGCACUGAUAUAAUAUUCAGGUAUUUUGUUACACCACAAAAGCAGGUUUUCCCCUCCACUGCCGCUCAGAUAGUGUUUCGCUCCGCCUGGCAUGUCCUGAUUGGGAGUCAAAGUGUUUCCCUGACAGAACAAAAGCACACGCACACCACACGAUGGACAAAUAAACACAAUCCACACGACUCAUCCCUGAUUGUUCCUGUGAUAUUGUUCGUACGCCACAGGAUCCAUGAAUGUAUGAAUGUGAUGCAAUGCACACGAAACGUGUCAGUGUUUUCACCUCGAAUGAACAUGCAGACUACAGCGAGCCACAAGAAGGAUUGUAAAUAUGUAAAAUAAGAAAUGGACUGCGAGCGGUGGGACGUCCGUCACUCGCAGCGCUUUAUUUACCUGAAGGAUUUUUGUGGCAAAGCACAGAGUGGAGCGUUACUGAGCACGGGAAGUUUAAAGCAUGUGAACAUUACGCUGCCAUUUGUGACGAUCAUAACGCAUUAUGUUAGAUGCAAAAAUUGUGCCUCAUUUUCAUUUAGGUGUCUUUUAUUUUUUGGGGGGGCUGUGAUCAUUAUUAUGUACCCAUGACAUAUUUAAUGUAACCAUGGUUUUACCAUUAGUCCUAAUCUCAUUAUGAUUAACAAUCAUGAGACACACAACCUGCAACAUGUUUGUUUGUUUGCUUCAAUUUGCAGUGCUGUUACAUUGAUAAUAUUAAAAUAAAGAUACUAUACACUGCUGUGACUUCGGUAUUAUGCAAUAUUUAAUAAACCGUUUAAACCAU
This is a messenger RNA of Gasterosteus aculeatus aculeatus (three-spined stickleback), 7196 nucleotides long. RefSeq names its product sorbin and SH3 domain containing 1 (gene sorbs1). The record is from RefSeq and is a predicted model, not a curated record. Gene Ontology annotation, cellular component: cytoplasm; cell-substrate junction; nucleus. Lineage: Eukaryota; Metazoa; Chordata; Actinopteri; Perciformes; Gasterosteidae. Gene Ontology annotation, biological process: cell-substrate adhesion. Gene Ontology annotation, molecular function: protein binding.